GUCAACUCUGUGGUUUGACAGCUCGAGAUGGGGCUAGCACUUCCUCUGCAGCCUUGAGCCCUCAGUCGGACAGGGCGAGUCUGUGGAGGGUCCUUGGUUUCUUCUCUUCUCGUCGUUUUCUGGGCAAGCCUGGAAGAUGCAGGAUGAAGAAGGUUACACGGUAUUGAACCUCCGACCCCAGGAGAAAACCACCAUCCGCCUGUCACCAGGGAGGAUCCAAGAUUCUCCUUUGAGUUCCCAGUGCUUCAAAUGCAUGCUAGGAAUUCUGGGGGCUCUUUGCAUCAUUCUGACAUUAGCCGUGAUCAUUCUGACUAUCCUCGUUUUCCAGGGCGGCUCUCACAAAGGACCGACCGGAACACCCCCAAACACCCCUGCGGACAGUGAUUCUGGGUGGAGAAGCUUAAACAGUGCAGAAGGCAGCAGCAGGCCAGAGGACGUCCUCGCUCAUCUGAGACAGAAUCUGUGCGAUCUGCAAACACAUAGCAGAGCAGAUGGAGGCUCUGAGUGCAAACUCUGCCCCAUGGACUGGCUGUCACACAGAGGAAAGUGCUAUUGGUUCUCUAAAGGGAAUAAGGACUGGAAUGGGAGCCGUGAUGACUGCCCAAGGAAGAGGUCUCACAUCCUGGUGAUCCAGGACCAGCAUGAGAUGGAGUUCAUACAGAAUGUCACACAAGGGAAAUAUCCCAUUUGGAUUGGGCUUAAUGUUACAUCCCCAGAAGAGAAAUGGACCUGGGUGGACGGCUCCAUCUUAAACCAAAAUCUGUUUCCGGUAUCUGGUCCAGCUGUGAGAAACAGUUGUGGGGUGAUAAAGGGGAAUCAGAUGCGUUCGGAAAUGUGCAGCGCUGAAUUUAAGUGGAUUUGUCAGAAAGAAGCCGCCCUGAUCUAAGCAAUGACAGUAGGGAGGCAGUAUCCUUAGAAAUAAUAGAUUCCUAGAUAGAAAAGCCAUUCUGAUUGUCUACUCUGACCUCCUGCAUAACAAAGGCCAGUGGUAAAAAGCUGACAGGAGAGAGCUACAUGCUCCUC
Chelonia mydas (Green sea turtle) is the source of this 1023-nucleotide messenger RNA. Its product is annotated as killer cell lectin-like receptor subfamily F member 1. The transcript has 6 exons. The record is from RefSeq and is a predicted model, not a curated record. NCBI's taxonomy places the organism in Eukaryota, Metazoa, Chordata, Testudines, Cheloniidae. The coding region runs from base 137 to 886 and encodes 249 amino acids.